AUGGGAACUUCAAUCUUCGAUCUCCAAAGAAGUAUCAUACUCGACAACAUUCGAGCCACGAGCGGUCGAGAUUGGAAGGUUUUGAUUUUGGAUCAACAGAGCAGACGCCUUGUAUACAACGUCACUAAAGAAGAUGAUAUCCUCAAUGCAAAUAUCACAAAUAUCGAACAAAUCGAGGAACGCAGGCAACAACAGUCCGACACUGAUGCCAUAUAUCUCCUCUCACCACAGCCUCAUAUCGUUGAAUGUCUGAAAGCCGAUCUCUCAAGAAAGAGAUAUCGUCGAUCACAUUUAAUAUGGACUUCUCAACUCCCUCGACCGUUGCAAGAAGAAAUCUUCCGAUCAGAAUCCCGAGCACGACAAAUCAUCGAGUCCCGCUCCUUAAACAUUGACUACUUCCCACGGGAGGCUAAUCUUGUUACCUUCCGGGAACCGUGGAGCUUUCAUGCUCUUUACCACCCAGCAUGCGACUCUAUGGUUAGAAAUCAUCUGGAGACCUUGACACAGAAAAUCGUGUCCAUUUGUAUUUCGCUAGGAGAAUACCCGCUCAUAAGAUAUUACAAGCCGAGAGAACACCAGAGACAUGCGGCUGAUGUACUCAGCUAUCAUAUUGCUAGUUUUGUUCAGGGAGCACUGGAUGAAUAUGCGCGAGACGAGCGAAACAACUUCCCACCCCAGUCACAGGCGGUCAGACCCCGAGCGGUGUUAUUCAUCACCGAUAGAUCAAUGGAUCUAGCCUCACCUUUUGUGCAUGAACUUACAUAUCAAGCAAUCGCCAUGGACUUGCUCCCAAUCAGGGACGACGAGGAUAAAAUCACUUAUAGAAAUGUGAUCCGACGUGGUGAACCUGACGAGGAGGAGAAGGAUGUGGAAAUCAAUGAACGCGAUAAUCUAUGGGUUGCACAUCGUCACAUGCAUAUGAAAGAUCUCCUGGUCCAACUCAGUGAGGAGUUCCGCAAGUUUCAGGCGAAAAAUCCUCAAUUUGCAGAUAAUAAUGGUCAACCUGCUAGUAUCAACACAAUCAAGGAUAUGUUGGCAGGCUUGCCAGAGUUUCAAGAAGGAAAAGAAGCCUUUUCACUGCAUAUCGACAUGGCCGAAAAAUGUGCCAAAAUCUUUGCGGAACAUAAAUUAUUGGACGUGGUCUCCGUCGAGCAAUCACUAGCUACAGGCAUCGACGAAGAGAACAAGAAGCCCAAGAAUGUGGCCGAUCAAAUGGCAAGGCUGUUGGACGACGACAGUGUGGUCCAUGAAGACCGCGUCCGACUCUUGAUUUUGUAUAUAUUGUACAGAAAUGGUAUCCUUCGCGGAGACGUCGAGAAACUUCGAUGCCAUGGCCAGCUCUCACCACUUGAUGGAGAGACAAUUUACAACCUAAUCACUUUGGGAGCGAGGAUCGAAAAACCAUUGAAGGAUACGACGCCAUUGCCCCCACCAUUAUUUCUUCCAAAGACGGCUACAGCCAACAGCAACAUGGAAGAAGUCAGCUUAUCACGAUUCGAACCUGCUCUCCGCUACAUGCUCGAGGAACAAUGCCAGGGUACUUUGGACAUGAACACAUUCCCAGCAGUCAAGCCACAUCUGAACGACCCCAACACACAGAACCAAGCGUCUCAAAGCUCGUUAAGAAAUGCGGGAAAGCCUACAUGGGCACAGACAAGAGCACAAUCGAACAAACCUCGUCAACGGAUCAUUGUGUUCAUGGCUGGAGGCGCAACCUAUGCUGAAGCACGAGCAUGUUACGAGGUGUCCCGAAUGGCCGGCAAGGAAGUAUUCCUCGCGUCGACACACAUGGUGACGCCUAAGAAUUUCCUACGCCAAGUCAGCCUGCUCAGUUCAGGGCGGAAGCAAUUAGGUCUGCCAGUCGACCAGGCACCACCCAAACUACCGGCCUGGAUGUCCGAACCUCCUCCACAGGCACUGCAACCGAAACCACAAGCACCACCAAACGGCGGUCCACCAACCGAUGCAAUGAGGAACAUGAACCUCGGCGGCGGGAGUGGUCCGAACGGCGUUCGCCCAGGAGUGGGCACCGGCGCAUCUGCUCCGAGACCUACUCCUGCAGCAGCGCCUUCUCCAUCGCCCAAACCAUACCAACCGUAUACACCGGCGUCGGCGGAUCAGAAACAGAGCCAGGGCAAGCUCAAGAAGGAGAAGAAACAUCUCGGACUGUUCAAGAAGCACUAG
This is a messenger RNA of Exophiala bonariae, 2184 nucleotides long. RefSeq lists its product as uncharacterized. The transcript has a single exon. Gene Ontology annotation, cellular component: plasma membrane; secretory granule. Lineage: Eukaryota; Fungi; Ascomycota; Eurotiomycetes; Chaetothyriales; Herpotrichiellaceae. The record is from RefSeq and is a predicted model, not a curated record. Gene Ontology annotation, molecular function: syntaxin binding. Bases 1 to 2184 code for a protein of 727 amino acids. Gene Ontology annotation, biological process: intracellular protein transport; vesicle-mediated transport.